AUGAGCCAACCUAGUGACAAAUGGUCCUCUGAGGCCUACUCAGCAGCCGCAGGCUUCGUGCCAAAACUCACUACAACCGUUCUUUCCUACCUCGCACCCAAACCAACCGACAAGAUCCUCGACAUUGGCUGCGGUGACGGGCCUCUGACCGCUCAAAUCGCUGCAUCCUUGCCUCGAGGCCAGAUUCUCGGUCUUGAUGCCUCGGCCUCCUUCAUCCAAACAGCUCAAGACAAGAACUCAAGCCAAAAUUGCAACUUCAAACUCCAAGAUUGUCGCCGUGUUGCUGAAUGUGCUGAAGCUGUCGAUGGCAGCUGGGACAAAGUAUUCAGCAAUGCUGCACUCCACUGGAUCCUUCGCGACCCUAGUACCAGAGAUGCAGUAUUCAAGGACAUUCACUCUGCUCUAAAACCAGGCGGUGCGUUUGUAUUCGAAAUGGGAGGGAAAGGCAACGUGGAGGCCGUUCACGCAACCAUACUCUCUGUUCUCGUUGCCAACGGCAUAUCCCUCUCCACUGCUCGAGAGGCAUGUCCUUGGUUCUUCCCCAGCAAUGUGUGGAUGACACAACAACUCCAAAAGUCUGGCUUUGAAGUCGAAAAGUGCGAGUUGGAAUACAGACCUACCAAAUGUACUGCCAAAUCUGCUGAUGGAUCUGGCGGUUUGGAAGGAUGGGUCAAGUUGAUGGGUGCAGAGAUGUUGAAUGUGGUGGAGGAAAACAAGCGAGGGGAUAUCGUCAGGCAAGUCUGUGAUGUGUUGGAGACUGUGGUUACGCGAGAGGAAGAUGGAAGUCAGUUCUUGAAUUAUGUUAGACUGAGGGCUGUGGCUCGCAAGAUUUAG
Molecule: messenger RNA, 834 nt
Organism: Aureobasidium musti
Lineage: Eukaryota; Fungi; Ascomycota; Dothideomycetes; Dothideales; Saccotheciaceae
Source: the annotation of a GenBank genome assembly